AAAUGCUUCGUUUGCAGACCCUAUAAUUAUCUGUGAAUCCCCCUCCCCUUUAUUUUGUAUGUGGAACUGGAGAGAUGAGCGUUGGAAAUGCAAAAGGCAGCAGAGGAGGCGCGCGCGCGAAGUGCGUGUGAGAGAGAGAGAGAGAGCGAGCGAGCGAGCGAGAGAUCUCCUCCUACCUGCAGCUACAGAUCGCAAGAUACGUGGUGCUACCUGGAGAAGUCAGAACAAGUAGAAACGCAUUGAGCUUCCAGGUUGCAGCGAGGCAGUCGAUCCGCAGCGACGCCUGUUCUCCUCUCCGGGAGACUCCCCUCGCGAUCCUCCAUGUGGUUGCUUUUUGCAAUUAAAAAAAUGCAAAAGCCCUUCUCUCUGUCUUCCCCCUUUGUUGUUUUUUGGCCCCCAUGGUUGCAGGGGGAGCCGAUCAUUUGAACUCUGCCUCGGUGCCCCCCUGCCGGGUCUUUGGAGAAUCCCCCAAAGGCUUCCUGCUGCUGGGAUUUAAUCGGCAAAGAUCCCUUUUGCGGCCGCUCCGCUCUCUCGGCCCCCUCCCCCCCCCCGCACAAUUUCAUAUUAUAUGGCUCACUCCACGCCCUCCUAGAUCAUGCACAGAAACUUCCGAAGGUGGAUUUUCUACGUGUUUCUCUGCUUCGGAGUCAUCUAUGUCAAACUAGGAGCUUUGUCAUCUGUGGUGGCUUUAGGAGCAAACAUAAUCUGCAACAAAAUCCCAGGCUUGGCCCCUCGGCAGCGAGCAAUCUGCCAGAGCCGUCCGGAUGCCAUAAUAGUGAUCGGAGAAGGGGCCCAGAUGGGGAUCAAUGAAUGCCAGUACCAGUUCCGAUAUGGCAGGUGGAACUGCUCAGCACUGGGAGAGAAAACAGUCUUUGGUCAAGAGCUUCGAGUAGGAAGCAGGGAAGCCGCUUUCACCUACGCCAUCACUGCUGCCGGGGUUGCGCAUGCCGUCACUGCCGCCUGCAGCCAGGGGAACCUAAGCAACUGUGGCUGUGACAGAGAGAAACAAGGUUAUUACAACCAAGAGGAAGGGUGGAAGUGGGGAGGCUGCUCCGCUGAUAUCAGAUACGGCAUCGAAUUCUCCAGGAGGUUUGUUGAUGCCAGAGAAAUCAGAAAGAGUGCUCGGAGGCUGAUGAACUUGCACAACAAUGAGGCUGGAAGAAAGGUGCUGGAAGAGAGAAUGAAACUGGAAUGCAAAUGCCACGGGGUUUCCGGUUCCUGCACAACCAAGACCUGUUGGACUACGCUCCCUAAAUUCAGAGAGAUUGGAUAUAUUUUGAAAGAAAAAUACAACGCCGCCGUGCAGGUGGAAGUGGUGAGAGCCAGCCGGCUUAGGCAGCCCACCUUUCUGAAGAUCAAGCAGAUCAGGAGCUACCAGAAACCAAUGGAAACAGAUCUGGUCUAUAUAGAGAAGUCACCCAACUACUGCGAAGAAGAUGCUUCCACUGGGAGCGUGGGGACACAGGGACGCCUCUGCAACCGCACCUCGCCCAGCGCCGACGGGUGUGACAUGAUGUGCUGUGGGAGGGGCUACAACACCCACCAGUACACCAAAGUUUGGCAGUGUAACUGCAAGUUCCACUGGUGCUGCUUUGUGAAAUGCAACACUUGUAGCGAGCGGACAGAGGUGUUCACUUGUAAAUAACAGCUAAUGUUCCUACUUUUUGAAAGACACAGCCACCACGUGUUCGAGUGGAACAAAACAACUACAGCAUCAUUUUGCACAUUUGAUUUUUUUUGGAGGAGGAGGCCAGUCUCUUCCCUAUUACUUCUUAAUAACACAUUCAAGAACAAUGCCUUAACUUGCUGACUAGCUGGUUUCACUACAUUGGAACCAGGGUCGAUGGGAUGAAUUGUAUGGUGACUUCGUUCAAUGCAAGCGGCUUCCUCUGUGGUUCUCCCCUCCCCCGCAAAAAAACCCCUGCACUCUGGGUUUUGUAGAGUUUUGCUCUUAGAUUAAAUUAUACGUAUCACAGACAGCGAGUCCAGGAGGUUAUUUUCAGAUUUAUAACGCACACAAAUAUGUGCAAAUAAGACCUUUAUCUUAUUAAAAAAUGAAUAGAGGAAUUUAACUGUUCACAGACAAACCUAAAAUCCCAGCAGUGUUGCUGAAAAACUUUUAUUUCUAAUCAAGAAAAGGAAAGAAAGAAAAGCAAGUAAAGGGCAGCUGGUGAGACAAUGAUGUACAAGAGGGACUAGGGUGGGUGGGAGCUCAGCUAUUGACUUAUUUGUAAAACAAAGGUCAGGACAAAGGACAAAAGCUCUGACAGCAGCAGGUGACACUGGAACCUUUCGAAUGGACAUUUGAAGAAAAAAAUAUUUUAUUUAUGUUUUUAAUAGCAUCAAAACAAAUUCUCUAAGCACUAACAGGUAGCUAUGUCUUUACUCUGUACUAAAUGUAAAACUUACUGGAAUUCUAACUUUCUGAUUUUUAUUUCUGUUUUUUAUUUUGUAUUUGGUUUUCCCUAUGUCUUCAAUGCUACUGAUUUCAUAGCACUCCACUGUUAAAAAGAGUUCUGUGACUGUACAGUGUACACAUCAAACAUGGCCUGAGAGCACAAGCAACUGGAGCAUGGGAAACAGUGGUUUAAACAGUGGUUCAAAAUGCUAGUAACAUGGUUACUAUAGAUAACCCAGAAUUCAAAAGGGGAGCAGCAGUUUCAUCCCUGUACAAACCAAGGCAGCCAAGCUUGUAUCCUGUCACUGCUUCCUCAUUUCUCACCCCUUGGCUACCUUUUCUUGGUUGCAGCCAUGUUUGGGGAGACCCGUUUUCAUGUGUCCACCCCAUGCUGCGGCUGGAACAGUUAAAGGUCGCCACCAUGGGGACCCAGAAAACUGCCUAGCACUUGACAUGAAAGCAUCAUUCCCAAGCUUAGCUGGGAAAUGGUUUCGCAUUAAGGAGCCAUCGAGUAAACAAAUAUUAGUGCAGAUCAGCAUUGGGGGUGUGUGACAAUUUUGUAUUAAGGUCCCACUGCCCACAUAGUGGCACACUUUUAGGUGUCACAGCCACACAGUGGGAUGAACCCAUGGGAGAAGCUGCCAUGUUUAAAUGUUACUUAAUGAUGCCCUGGCUUACCUGGGCAGAAGUUCCUGUUUCUGUGUGAAUGAAUGUCUUCCGUGCCUGACCUCCGCUCUCCUAACUUGUGCAACAGAGAAAGUCCUUUGGGAUACUCUUCCAUGCAGAGGGCUAAACCUCUUCAGAGGUUUCUGAUUCUCCAUGUGAUGAGGGCGAGGGAGGCUCCUGAGCGCUCUAGCUCCAUUCUCAUAAUCUUCCCCAUUGUUGAGCUGGAGGGUUGACUUCUGCAGCAGUGAGACUUCUCUACUUCUCUAGGCUGUCCAGGGGAUUUACAACCCUGAUCUCCCAGGGUUCUAAAUCGCAAGUGGAACCUUCUCAGAUAGAGCAGACUCCUUACUGUAGAUCAGGCAUCUCCAAACUUCGGCCCUCCAGAUGUUUUGGACUACAAUUCCCAUCUUCCCCUACCACUGGUCCUGUUAGCUAGGGAUCAUGGGAGUUGUAGGGCCGCAGUUUGGGGAUGCCUGCUGUAGAUGUAUGCUUCCAACUCAUGGAGCAAAAAGAUUACAGGAGAGAGUCUCCCACUCUUCCUCUGUAGAUGAGGAAUUAGGACAUCCAAACAGGGCUGCUAUUCCCACCCUUUAUUUUGUGGGUUAUGGCUCACAGUUUCAGCCUCUUCAGGCAUUAGUAUUCCGACAACCUAAAGUACUCACCCUAUUAAGAGGGUAGUGGCAGAGGGAACCGUGGACCCAUUCCGUGGGAAGAGGAUCUUUAUAAGUCUCUAAACAUUAGCUGAAUGUAUGAACUAUCUUCCCUGAAUCGAAAGGAUGUUGUCUGAGGUGAUGAUACACAAGGUUCUGUCUGCGUGACUUUUGCACCACUCCCAUUCCUUCCAACAGUUGCAAUGAAUGUGGAUUGGAUGUAGGGUAACUUCUUGCAACUGUGGUCCUGACUCACACAGUAGGUUAUACUGACCAACAUGACAAGGAAGUGGGUGGAAAUUUUGGCUGCAGGAAUCCCAGUCCCAUUGUCUAUGCCAGUGUUUCCCAACCUUGUGCCUCAAGCUGUUUUUGGACUACAAUUCCCAUCAUUUCUGACCACUGGUCUUGCUAGCUAGGGAUGAUGGGAGUUGUAGUCCCAAAACAUCUGGAGGCACAAGGUUGGGAAACACUGGUCUAUGCCACCAUUUACGUCCACAUGCAGUUUGCCACUCAAUGCUGCAGUUCAUAAAGUUCCCCCUGCUCAGCCCCACUGCCUUGCCUCAGAGGACAUCCGUGGGAGGGAGCUGUUGUCUAGUGGGCAAAGGCUGAAGGGAGACACCAGGAAAGCAUGGGGCAGGAAAUGUCACUUGAAUAAUUCUGGCAACAGAGGGACACUCUACCAUUUCUGUGAAUGUGGGGUGGUUGUUGUUGUUAUUAUUAUUAUUAUUAUUAUUAGAAUCUUUUGCAAGAAAGAUGCUUUAAAAGCCUCCUGGGGCUAUAAAGUGGGAUAUAAAGUAUUCUAAAUAUGAAUAAAUAAGUAAACAAGAGCCAGCAGUUUUCUCAUACAUCACCUCAAGCAAAUUCCUUUUCAGGAGAGACAAGUCAGACAUUUAGCUGUGAGCCAUCAGCUGUUGCACAAACCAGUAAGCACAGGCAUGUGUGAUUUGGUCAUAAGUCAGGGCUUUAUAGAGUUAACCUUGCAGCAACAUUAUUUGGGCAGUUGGGUUUUCUUAAUGUUUGAUCAUUUCCAGGUUAGGACAGGUUUUUUUUCUCUGAAAGACAUUAUCAUGUUCACACCAUGCCAUGAAGAUAAUGAAAACAGCAGUUGCUGAAUCCCACUUUGCAGCAGCCAAGCGAUUCAUUAGCCCAAAACAGCCAGCUGAUGAUGAUGAUGAUGAUGAUGGCUGAUGAUGUGUUAACUUGAGUUAUUUUUAAAUCACAGUGAACCCGAAGUAUGGUUGACAGAAUUUAACUACCCUCCCUCUUCCCUAAGAGCCUCUUCUUCAUACCACUCUUUUAGGGGCACAUCUCUAGCCAAAAAGCAUGAAUGUAGCAUGCACAUGUUUACAAGGGUUUGGCUGCAGCUGCCUCUUAAGUGCACUCUUGGUGACAAGUCUGGAUGCCCUACAACGUAAUGCAUAAAAUCAGGGCCACCCCAAGACAUUUUGGCACCUAAGGCAAACCACAAAAUGGCAAGGAAAAUGAAAACACCAGUAACCCUCCACCAGGGCAGAGAGACCACUGUUGUGGUAGCAUAGGGAGAGCUGCUGAGGUACCGGUAGCAGCAGAUCCAGCCUCCAAGGGGCAUGCUGCAGCUUUUCCUGUCACAGCAGCAGCAGCAGCAGCAGCAGCAGCAGCAGCAGCAGCAGCAGCCGGCAAUGCAUUCCCCAGAGGCUGGAUCUGCUGCCUCUGUAGAUCCUGCCACCUGAGACAGUUUCCUCAAUUUGCCUAUGGGUGGGCCGGCUCUGUAUAAAAUAGCCCUUAAUAAAUCCCAAAUAAAUAUUCAGAAAUGAGCAAAGCCUUUAUUCAUGUUCCUUGCAAUUGCACCAUUGUGUUUCUUUCUGGACCUUUAUUUUACAUUUUGUUGUAUUGCAUUGUAUGGUUGGUUCCCGCAUCCCUCUGCAUCCACUCAAAUGGAUACGGUGAAAGGAGAACAAUGGUGAAAAGGAUGGAUCCAGAUUUACACAAAAGCAAGAUGAAAAGAAAGAAUUAAGAUAGAAACAACAAGGAGUGAUUUAAGAUGGAGAGGCAAGGGGCAGAGUAAUGGAUUUCUACAACAAUCGUUAUUUUUGUCCCUAGGGCACACCUAGCAGUUAUGCCACAGAGCAGUAAUGCUCCCUGGCACAUAGAUUGGGAACUGAAUAAAUGCUCCUUCCCUGCCAUCUUUUCACCAGCUAUACACUCAUAAUUUCUUUAACCACUGUUCAUUGAGGCAAGGCUAAUUUAAACUCCAAGGUCCUCAUUUGUAAUCUUUUCUUCCUUUUAACAGGAGGGGCUCAUAAACACAUAAAAAGUGGUGUGUUUAUUACUUUCAUUCAGAAACCUCGAGCACCCAGCAGCUUGUUUGUUUCACAUCUUCUCUGAAGAGUGCCUUAAACUUUAUGCCCAAUUAUCCUAAUUCAAAGGAACUUUGCAGCACAUGCACAAAAGAGACGAGAGCUUGCAAUGGAUGAAGCUGCAGUAACCCAGCGUCCUGCCCCCUUGACCUCCAUCUCUGACCCUAGCAGGCAUUUCCAGAUGUCUGUGGGUUCACCCCCCUCCAACUUCAUUGGGAGAGCAUGCCAGCCCCCACUACUCCCAUCUCCAUCCAGGUUCCCCAUCAAGCUAGACGCACCUGGAGAGGUGACUUGUCACACCGGCUUCUCAGCCAGAAGUCCCAUAAGAGUAUUGUUGCAUCCUCACUUCCACCUUGCGGACAUGAGCCUGGCAGGGCCCUGGAUGAGAUGGUGGAGCCAUCACUCAGUCCUCUAGGGUUACAGUCACAGAGUGGUUGGCAUCUCUUGAUGGCUUUGACAGUCAUCAGAUAUGAGACCUCAUAGCCUAUCUAGCUGUCGAAUACCAGAUUUAUCCCAACUAUCCAAAACAGUCAAACAUCAACUACUGAGAAAUGAAUGUAAAUAAAUGUAGUAAAUAUUGAAAUAACAUAUAAUAGGAUGUCAGCUACAGAUGCUGAAUAUUUGACCAACUUUUCAGUAUUCAGAGACUAUUUAGAGAGAAUAUAUGAUUUAAUAAUCCAAUGAGAGCAAAUUCAUUGCAGCUCUAGUAUGAGCUAAAUUCAACAGUAAGGGACAUACUUUUCUUCUUUGUGUGAUUGGUGGUUCAUAUUGUAACUUGGAAAGUGAGAUAAAGGUGUUUGGUUGUUUUUUUAAAAAAAAAUGCCCUAGGCAAACUUAAUUCCAAUUUUUGAAUAACCAUUUGUGGAGCAGAUUUGCUGAUGAGUUUCCAUAUGAGCACCCAAAAAGCCACGUACCCCAAAUAUCUUUCCAAGCAUACAUGUAUCCAAUUCCAUUUCACAACAAAUGACUGCAGCUCCCCGCCAUCAGCCAUCACCACCACACAGUCAAUAAAACUGCAAAACUCCUCCAUGGAUAUCAUACUUCCAUAUUCGGUCCUAUAGCACAAGACAUUGUAAAUAUAUUAGUAGCAUUUGUUGAGUACAAUUGAGUGAUUCAAUUAAGUUAUAUUACUGUAUAUCAUUGAAAUGUCUAUAGAGUUAUUUUAAAUUAUUUUGAACAACACUGAAACAGUAUAUGUGUGUGUGUCUAUAUUAUAACAUAAUGCCCCCUUAAAAAUCCUUUUCUCCAUACUCAGUUAUGCAACUUUUCUAAUUAACCAUAUUAAUUCACCCAUGCUCUGAUUGUAUGCGGAACUCUUCCAUGUGCAAGCUGCAAUGCACACAUUUUCUACCCCCCACCCCACAAAUGAACAUUGUGGUCCUUAUAGGAAGAUGAUGCUCAUCAGGAUUCCUGCAUCCACUUAUAAAACAGUGCAUUGAUCACAUCACCUUAGCACUUCCCAUUCCCCUAAGUUUUGAUUCGCCAGAUGUUUGGAAGCAACCUCCCCCCCCAGCAGCCCAUAUUUUAUGUCUGGUGUUCAUCAUCUUGAAGUUUCUUCUGACAAUUUGACAUGAAUUCAGAAUGUCCUAAGACCUGUUCAAGUGGAGGUGUGUUUUGCAGUCAAGGGCCCAUCAGGACUGAGCAAUGCCUGCUGACCACAAAGGGAAAAAGACAGAGAAAACACAAUAUUGGAUGAAAGACAAACUGGAAGCUAUGCUCGCCUUGCCUCAAAGGGUGAAGAUAUUAUGAACUGCUCUUCUGGUGGGAAAUAAACUGUAGUUUAGCAUCAAAGAGUUUGGGGGAGUGGGGAGAGAAUCCACAACCAAUUUUGAAUGCUACAAACACGACACUGUGGUUUACAGUAAUUAGUAAUGGCAGAACUAAAAAAAAACUGUACAUUAAAGAAUUUGAAAAAACAAAAUAAA
This is a messenger RNA of Zootoca vivipara (common lizard), 7975 nucleotides long. It is a transcript of the gene WNT7B, whose product is annotated as Wnt family member 7B. Gene Ontology annotation, molecular function: frizzled binding; cytokine activity. Lineage: Eukaryota; Metazoa; Chordata; Lepidosauria; Squamata; Lacertidae. The record is from RefSeq and is a predicted model, not a curated record. Gene Ontology annotation, cellular component: extracellular region. Gene Ontology annotation, biological process: canonical Wnt signaling pathway; neuron differentiation; multicellular organism development.